Messenger RNA from Dovyalis caffra, 798 nucleotides. NCBI's taxonomy places the organism in Eukaryota, Viridiplantae, Streptophyta, Magnoliopsida, Malpighiales, Salicaceae. The record is from the annotation of a GenBank genome assembly.
AUGACAUCAGGAGGAUCAGUUGCACAAAGGGAGAAAACCGGAAUUCCUCCUAUUCCUCCCUUCGCAGUCUCAGUAUCUGUACCUGUUCCUGAAGAAAAUAAUAAGCCAGCCACAAGAAGUGUUUCAAAACUAAAAUUACAGCCACCCAAAAAAAUAUUAGGAAAAAGAAAACACAAUCUGUUGCGCUCCUCUCAUCGUCGUACUAAUACUUAUUCCCAGAUUUGCAAUGCUGGAUUGAGAAUGGUAUUAGAGGAAGAUGAUAGAGACAGAGACAGAGACAUAAUCAUAGACUCCUCUCUCUCCAACAACAACCACCACCUCUAUGAUGAUUUCUCCAUAUUCCCUCCUAGCAACCAUGAAAACCUCAAAAUCCAUUUAAAUGACGACCACCCAGCUCCCCCAUCAUCAAACUUGUCUCCUCUUCAAUCUCAAUCGUCCCAUCUCAAUCCCCCACCAUCUCCAUCGUCGGUGUCCCAGUUACCAAGAUGGUGGAUUUUUACUCUUCAGAUUUUGCGUUCAAAGAUGGCUUCUAUUGGUUCCUAUUUUGGAUGUAUUGAUGGAAAAGGAAGGGCCUUUUGGUCUUCUGGAAAUGUUGGUCUGGCAGUGAUGGUGGUUGUUUGGUGGUUGUGUGUCCGAGUUAGGCGGCACUGGCGGAGGAAACAGACUGUGGGGAGGUUAUUGCAGUUUAUCGGAGAGAAAGAUAAGAAGAUUAUCCAGCUUCUGAAUCAAAUUGCUCAAAUGAAUGAAGUCCUGCUAACCUAUCAUAAAGUCAUGGCUUCUAAACUGGCCGAUCAAUGA